Molecule: messenger RNA, 614 nt
Organism: Bactrocera latifrons
Lineage: Eukaryota; Metazoa; Arthropoda; Insecta; Diptera; Tephritidae
Gene: Ms
Product: dromyosuppressin
Exons: 3
Coding region: 126-410 (94 amino acids)
Source: RefSeq, a predicted model, not a curated record
UCUACGCUACAGUUGCAAUAACCAAAUAACUUCCACUACUUCUCUUAUACGAGUCGAACACAAGUGACAGUUACUUUUGAAUUCCUUCAGUGAGACUCACAACUGUAAACACAAAAAGCAACAGCAUGUCAAGCCAAAUGUUCGUAAUCGUUUGCUUCGCCACCCUUUUGAUCGCCGCUGCGCAAUCCAGCAACGCUAUGGCUGUGCCACCAUUCUGCCAAUCGGGCAUGGUCGAGGAUAUGCCACCACAUAUCCAAAAAGUCUGCUCGGCACUCAACAAUUCGGAACAAUUGGCUACAGCGUUGAAAUCGUACUUGAAUAGCGAGGCGGCAGCUCUGCUGACCGAUCAGGCGCCCUUGAAGCGUUCCGAUGUUGAUCACGUUUUCUUGCGUUUCGGUAAAAGGCGUUAAAUUUCCAGCGCCGAUAAUGUUGCCACCGCCACCAAUACAUAUUAACCAACAGUUGACCGUUGAUGGACGCUAUGAUUUGCAACACAAACACACAAACACUCAAGCACGACCGCCAUGUGAAUAACCAACAAUAAMAAACGACCAAUUAUUGCAAAUGAAAAUUAAAGAAAUUCGCUUUAAUUUAAUCAAAAUUAUCUAACCAUA